Messenger RNA from Aspergillus japonicus CBS 114.51, 624 nucleotides. RefSeq lists its product as uncharacterized. The coding region runs from base 1 to 624 and encodes 207 amino acids. The transcript has 2 exons. The record is from RefSeq and is a predicted model, not a curated record. Lineage: Eukaryota; Fungi; Ascomycota; Eurotiomycetes; Eurotiales; Aspergillaceae.
AUGACCAUCAUCUACUCCGACGGGGAUUAUCAGCUCCAUCGCACCAUCAGAACAGCCCCCGCCGAGCAUCUCCGGCGCGUGUUGACUGAAUUAUGCGCGACCAAUUUUGAGGCGAGGAGCCUCAUUGCCUCCGAAUUGUUAGUGCCCGAGGACAGAAUACCUGUUCCCACCAGCGACGACGACCGCUCAAUCAAAAGUGAUGGCAACGUGGACGAUGACGAGGACGGGGAUAGCAAUGCUGAAGAUGGUGAUGAUGACGAUGGUGAAGAUUCCAGCAAUGAAUCGCAAAUCUCUGGGGCAAAUAACAAGAGGAAGCGAGAAGACUCUACCUCGAUCGCAGAUCUCGAUAACCCCCAGAAACGAUUCAAGCCUCGCUACGCGUACUGCAGCAAUUGUGAACGGGAAUACGAUGUGGCCGAGAACACAAGAAUGAGCUGUCACUGGCAUAAGGAACCACGUGGCGAGCCCGACUACGAUAACCACUUUGUUGACGUUGACGAGCUCAAGAUUUACCACAUUGAUAGUGAUAAAUACCGCGAGGAACACCCAGAGGGAUUCAUCCUUGAGUGCUGCGGUAGGAAUACGCUCGAGCCUUGUCGAAUGGGAUUCCACCGAUCGGAAUAG